Molecule: messenger RNA, 5893 nt
Organism: Eriocheir sinensis (Chinese mitten crab)
Lineage: Eukaryota; Metazoa; Arthropoda; Malacostraca; Decapoda; Varunidae
Product: angiopoietin-2-like
Exons: 13
Coding region: 1-2190 (729 amino acids)
Source: RefSeq, a predicted model, not a curated record
AUGUUGGGGGCUGCGGCGGAACCCACACACGAGGAGGAGGAGGUGCUGUCGGUCACUCAGGACGAGGACGAGGACCAACACUUAAAGGAGGAGGACGAGACGGCGGCGGCGGCGGUGCUAACACGCUUCACCAGACAGGCUGAAAGGGACCCGUACAUCUUCAACCUGUUCGAAGUGCUGCUCACCACGCUGGAGAGCAAGCUGCGCCGUGUCGAGAACAUGGACCGGGCCCUUGAGAGGCUGGUGCGGCGCUUGGACACCGUGGAGAACAGGCUAGCGGUCAACCUCAACACCACGGCGCAGCUUGUCCGCCUAUUGGAGACAAGACUAGUGGAGCCCAGCGCGUACAGAAACCCCGGCACCUCCAACGGGUACGUCAGGAGCAGCAGCAGCAGUAGCACCAGCAACAACAACAACACAAGCAGACGCACAGGAACACAGACCAGCACAGAGAGCACCAACAGCAACCCGAGCAGAAGUAGCAGCGGCAGUAGUAGCAGUGGGAGUGAGACCGGUAGCCAGGAGGAGGCGGGGUACGGUAAGGGCAUGAGUCUGAUGGAGCAGCGGCUGUACUUGCUGGCGGAACACGUCACGCGCAUCGACAACAAGCUAUCGUCGAUGCAGAAAACGCUCGACACUAAUAGCAUCCUGACGCCGGCUGACGAGUUGGUAGCGGCAGCCUCUGAGAGCUACCGUGUGGGCGUGGACAUUCCCAAGAUACAGUCGCUGGAUAAAAACCCCACCCUCAACAAGCUGCAAGAGUCCAUUGACAACGUGCGUGAGUCCGUAGCGUCCAUGGACCGCCGCCUACAGUUCCACAUGGCCUACGUGUCUGGGGACCUGGAACAGCUGGCGGGCACGGUCAGGAACAUCCACACGGCCAUCCUAGAGGACCAGAGCCCCGUCACGGACACCACCACUCCGCCCACGAGCUGGAACGUGACUCUGCCGCCGCCCAGAACCAAGAUCGACUCCCUGGUGGACCGUAUGUCGCCGAUGGAGACGGUGUGGGAGAAGAUGGAGGAGGUGUGGGACGUGGUGGUGGGCACGAAGAGCUCCGUGGACGUGCUGGUGCCGAAGAGCGAGGCGCUUCUCAACACCAGUCAGCGGCAGGAGCGAGCCAUCUCUACCAUACAGAGCGACCUAACCGAGAAGGCCAACAGGAUCAUCCAGAACCUUGACCAAGUGGAGCAGACCCUGAAAACCAUGCCACUGGACAAGAGUCGCCAGCGUGACCUCAUCAACCCCGUCACCCUCCUCCACCGCUCCACCCACACCCUCCACCUGCAGGACGACACACCUGUGGAGGACCCGCCCGGUGACCUUGCUGACCAAAGUUUCCUGACGGAGCACAACAGCAGCGAAAUGGUGACCACGACGGAGCGGCCUGCGACGAGAAGCCCCCUUGGUCCCUCCGGCUUGGUGUUCCCCUCCGUUCAGGGCAAACCAGUGACCGUCAACAACAGCUUUAUAGUGAACGACCUACAUGAGCUGAAUAUGAAGCAAGGGUUCUCGUGCGUGGAUCUUCUCGCUAAGGGCAUGAAGGAGAGCGGGACCUACCAUCUCAAGAUCCGGGGCACCACCUACUGGUUCCUCAAAGUCUAUUGUGAUAUGGAGAUUGCAGGAGGCGGAUGGACGGUGAUUCAAAGGAGAGACGACUUCGGCGAGCCCCGCGAGACCUUCAACAGGGAAUGGAACGACUACAAACACGGCUUCGGCAACCCUGAGGCCGAGUUCUGGCUGGGCAACGAAAACAUCUACAUGCUCACCAACACGGACGACCACAUGCUGAGGGUAGAACUCGAGGACUUUGACGGCAACAGAAGGUACGCGGAGUAUUCCACGUUUAAGCUCCACAGCGAGAAGGACAAUUACAAACUCGAGAUCGGUGGAUAUUCAGGCAACGCUGGCGACUCCCUGAACGAUCCUUGGUAUGGCUCCAACCUCAGUCCCUUCUCCACCGUCAACAGAGACAACGAUCGCUCCAGCCUCAACUGCGCCUCUAUGCUGAAGGGAGGCUGGUGGUGGAGGUCUUGCGGGCGAGGCCUUAAUGGAAUCUACCUCACGGACCCCAACGACCUCACCGCACGACAAGGUAUCGUGUGGUUCAGGUGGAGGGGCUGGGACUACACCCUCAAGAGAUCCGUCCUUAUGAUCAAACCCAAGGACAAGAACAGAAAGCAGAAGUGAGCGAAGGGAUGCUGCUGAUGCUGCUGAUAGUGCCGAGGAGAAUACAGAGGAAGAAGAGGAGGAGUAUUGUACUGCAGAAGUGAAUGUCUUAUGAAGCUUUCGAAGGCCAAGAAGAGAAAAGAAUAAGAAAGGAAGAAUAAGAAGUUUUCGGAGUAUAUGUAGACUGAAUGUGUGAGGCGACAUAUCAAACCAAGAGGACGAAACAAAGAAGAGCAAAAGAAAUUCCUUGAAAAAUCUUGUCUACAUAACGUGAAAGCGUGAAAAUGUUCUGAUUAUCACACUUCCUUUUUUUAUAUUACCACUUUUCAAAAACGUAACAAGGAUCAAAUAUGGAGAAGCGUAAAUACAAAGAACAUUUCGAAUCAUAUUCAAAGCAGAUUCUAAAUUGUAAACAAAAGAAGGAAAAUACGUAAGGACCAGCAUUAGAUACAUGUGGAACAGAAACAGAUGGAGGUACAGAUGAUAAGGGAGAUAUCGUGUUAUUUAUCACGUGGCUAUUCACUGAGUUAAUGAAUAAAAAACGGGUAUUUUGACGUUAAGAGAUAGAUAACAUGCAGUGGAUAAACGACUCAACGAUCCCAACACGAAAAUAACAUUGAGGGAAUGACAAAAAGAAAAGGAAUAAGUGGAAGAGGAAGAAAGAGAAAGUAAGGUAAAGAGAAGAAACAUAGAUUAAAUACAGAAAAUGGAAAGAAAAGAAAGAUUAAAAAGACAUUAUUCAGAAAUACGAGACAUGAUUGAAAUAUUCCUGCUUUAUUUCCUCCUCCUCCUCCAAUUCAUAUGUCCCUUCUUUCACUCAAAGAUUCAAAGAUUUCUGAGUUCCCUCCUCCUUACCCCUCCCCCUUGCCUUCUUUCCCUCCUUCUCCUUACCCCUUCCCCCUGUCUUCUUUCCCUCCUUCUCCCUCCACCCUCCUCCUCCUUUCUGAGUUACCUCCUCCUUACCCCUCCCCCCUGUCUUAUUUCUUCCCUCCUUCUCCCUCCUCCCUCUUUCUCCUUUCUGAUUUCCCUCCUUCUCCUUACCCCUCCCCCCUGUCUUCUUUCUUCCCUUCCUCUCUAUACUUCCCUCCUCCUCUUCCUCCCUCCUUCUCACGGCACAAAGCACAAAAUAUAUACAAUAAAAAAGUUGAGUAGAUUCUCCUCCAGAAAUGAAAACCAAAAAAAAUAUGUACAUAGGUUAUAUCACACCCUAGCAAGUGCAAUACGUACACACACACACACACACACACACACACACACACACACACACACACACACACACACACACACACACACAGGGGCUAUUACAACUUUGACUCAAUUCUGUGUGAACCUGUAUGAACCAACACACACACACACACACACACACACACACACACACACACAAGAAGCGCUAGUUAAUGAUUUUUUUUUUUUCGAUAAGCUAGUGUAGUGUUUUAAUAAGCUUUACUUUCGUCCGUAACAUUCCGACUCUAAUUCUUUUUUUUUAAUAUUAAUAUAAUGAAUACUAUAGAUGGUCACUUUUCACUUCCAGCACUUUAGGAUUUUACUAUAACUCUCGUCUAUAAGAAUGAUUAGCAUCUUCCUUCAGUGUGUCUGUAAGGAAGUGUUUGAAAUACUAGAAGAAAGUGAACACUAUUAUACGGGACCUGCUGUGUUAUUUUUGUCUUUUUUUAUAUAUAUAUAUUUAGCUAUAAGAGGUGUGUCUUGUCCAUCGUUUCGUCUGUCAUUCAUAUAUUUUCGUUUUUUCCUUAUCAUGCUACGUCUGUUUUCCUCCCUUCCUCACACGAGUUUUCUAGUAUUAUUUAUUACUUUAUUUUGUGGCUCUAGAAACGCUCAUCCUCAUAUAAAACACCUUCAAAGGAGCUCUGGGAAGGGGGCGUUACACGGAAAAAAAUAAUACUGAGAUACGUGGAAAGAAUAGUGAGGAAUCCUUGAAAGAUAAAAGUGGUCGCGGGAUAACACCCCAGAACACUUUAUCUGCUAUUCCUAGUGAAGAUAUAUCAUGCUUAUCAACAGCAACCAGUCUGUCGCUCCUCCUACUGUCUCACACUUACGUAAAAUGAAACCUAUGAAAAGGAACAAAAAGUAUUAAGUCUCUACAUCUGUCUCUCACUCUCACUUCAAGAUGCAAUUAAUAAGGAAAACUAUGUGAGGAAAAGGAUUGUUUUUUUUUUUUUUACAUAGUGAGACUUUGAAAACUCACUGAGGUUUGUAAUGUUUUGAAAGAUAUUUAGAAUGUCUGGGUCUUGAUCAUCUUCGAAGUUAGUUGCUUCUUAUUUAUUUAUUGAGAUUUUAAGUUUUGCAUGGUCGUUAAAACUAAGUAGGACCAUUAAACAGUCAAAUAGAUUCAGUGCAUCUUACAAUGUGGACGGCUUCAAUGUAUUAUCUAUUUAUUUAUGGAGGCAAGGAAGCAGUUACUGAUCAAUACAUAGACACACAGAAAACACAAAAAUAUGCGUCAAUAAAUAAAGAAAAAAAUAUAAACAAACAAAUAAAAAGUAAGGAAAAUAAAAAAGUAAGUAAAUAGGGCAUGACACCUCCUUCCCAUUCUCUCUUUGAUAUCUUUUGUCUGUCUGUCUGUCUGUCUGAUUCCUGUCUGUCUUGCUUUCAUAAACCUUUGUCUUUUAGUGUUGAUGGUGCUAAUGUGUGUAUGUGUAUGUGUGUGUGUGUGUGUGUGUGUGUGUGUGUGUGUGUGUGUGUGUGUGUGUGUGUGUGUGUCUGUUUGUGUGUGUUAUGCAGGCACCAUCAACCAAUCAAUCUGUCUGUCAACUCUCUCUCUCUCUCUCUCUCUCUCUCUCUCUCUCUCUCUCUCUCUCUCUCUCCCCGUGUCGCUGUACAGAAUGCAUGCUUCGUUAAAACUCUUGUAUGCCUGGCGUAUAUAAGAAGUUGGACUCAUUAUUGCGUAUGAAAUAUGAAGGAAGAGGAGAGAGACCUUAAAUAUUUAGCACGAGCAUAACGGGAGACAUUCAAAGCUGUUUACCGAUAGGUGACGCCACUGUGCAUUCUUCUCGGAUUUUCUGUCUAGGCCAAUAGGUUUAACUCCGGACAGAGGGAUUGAGAAGUAAGACCAGUGCUGCCCUUUAUGUGAAAACCGCUUUGAUACCCUCCCCUUGUGUCCAUGAUAACGAUGUGAAGGUGGGAAGUCACUCUCCUAUCUCUCUCUCUCUCUCUCUUUUUCCCAUUAUAAUAUAUUUUUAUAUAAACUUUAUUUCCUGCUACCUAUUGUAAUUUUUGUCUUGUAUUUUUCCUUUCCUUCUCCCCUCCCAUUCUCCUCCAUCCCCUCAUCUCUCUCUCUCUCUCUCUCUCUCUCUCUCUCUCUCUCUCUCUCUCUCUCUCUCUCUCUCUCUAAGCUUGUGUAGAUUAGCAGUGAACAACCACAUUCGCUUUCCUUCUUUCUCUCGCCGCUGCCCACCUACACACACACACACACACACACACACACACACACACACACACACACACACACACACGAACAUACUUAUUGAAGAGGCUAAGACUGAAAUCAGCGGCGAGUUGUAUUUAGGAGGAAUCACUUACCCCCUCCCCUCCAAAUGCUCUUCUCCCCCCCACUCCCCUCCGUAUUUAGCACUUUUUCCAUCACAAAACUGUAAAGAAGAAAGUUACGUGGAAGAAGUGCAACGUAGACUAAAGUUUGACUCUCUUGCAUGUAAUCAAAGUCUGUUUCCUACACAUCCUUCAUAGUAUUAAAAAUGUUCAUUGAUGA